AUGGAAUUUCGCCAUCUCAUUCUGUUUGCUGUUUUGGCAUGCUACUUGUGCCAAGGUUACGCAUCCAAAGGUGCACAGCAACUCUCCGAUGUGGCGGAGGAUAAAUCUUCGUACGAAAUCCGGACGAACGAUAUUGUCAUCAAACCUAUUCUCGGAUGGUGUGUAGACUAUGGUCAGAACAAAAGCAGCAAUGUUAGCAAUGCAAGCUCCUCUAUCUCGUACAUCGACAGCUGCGACAAGAACUACAGACAAAAAGGCAACUACGGCCAAUUACAGUGUGAAGACCCUUUCUUCGGAGGUCUUUUUGGUUGUUGCUACAUCCAAGCAUACGACUCCUGCACAUCGUGCCGAUACUCUACACUGACCUGCAUCGAUGCUGCAAAGCAAUGUGCCCAAAGGUGGACUAAUCAGAUCGAGACUCAACAAGGAUACAUUCCUACAUACACAAGUCGGACUCAGACAUGCGUGAACAACUCUAAGACUGGAAAUGGAUACUGGUAUCAACCUGGUUUUACGUUCUACGGGAGUUUCACAAAUGCUGCUUCAAAGUUUUAUGUUUUUCCUACCCCGGAACAGUGUGCGGCGGAGUGUGACAAAAUCCAGGGAUGCACAGCAUUUAUGUACAGCGUGAACAGCCAGAUAUGCAUACACCUGUUGGCCAAAGUGGAGGGAAUGUGUGACUUAUCCACGACUGAAUGUCUCAAUAAUCCUUUGCGUCCGCCUACAAAAUUUGAUUACGCCUCCUCCAACUCGGCGCUCUGCAAUAAUUGUUUGUUGUAUAUUUUAGAUAUUGAUCGCAUGUAUUGUGCACCAAACUCCAACACGUGUGCUGGAGCUCGAGAAUACUAUCAGUGCAUGCAGAGCUGGGGGUGCGCAAAUUCUGCAGCUGAUUUGUCAGCUCAUCGCGAAGUGUGUCGAUCAAGUGGUUGCACGGCUGUGCAGUGUGGUCUCAGCACGGUCGACUGCAAUACGACAGCGAUUGUGUGUGCACAAACUUUCUCUACAUGCAUGUUAGAAUCUCAAGGAUCAUGCACAUGCACAAAAUCGUUUUUGCAAUGUAUGACAGAUGCAAAUUGUAACGUGAAAGUUGCAUCGUCAGCUUCAGGUUAUACCGCCGAAAGCAUGUGUGUGCUGGAAGGUUGUACCGCAGAGGAGUGCGGCCUUAACACCGCGUCCUGCAACACUACCUCAAUGCGUUGUGCAUCGGAUUUUUACCAUUGCUCGGAGAAUGUUUAUGGCAAUAUCACAGUAGAAUUGGCCACUUCAAGUCCAGAUUGCGGCGUGAUACGUUCCUUUAUGAUACACCGAUUGGUUAUACUGCCUAUGACCAUAACCGUUGAUUCUGAUCGUACCUUCCUCUACGAACAUUGCGUUUUGGAUGGUUGUCCUGACAGUGACUGCGGGUUUUUGCCGGGUGUGAAGAAUGUCUUUUGUAGUUCACUGGAGAUGUCUGAUAUUUGCAUGACUAAUGGUUGCACCCCCGAUGAAUGUGGUGUAUGUGGAAGGAAAUGCAGUUACUUAGCGGCGCAAUGCAACAACCAGUACAUCCAAUGCGAAUUCUCAGGAGCAAACAAAUGCGAUUGUGCCAAGAAUCAAUAUGAAUGUUUGAACACUGCGGGUUGUGUAAGCGAUGCAACAUGGAUUCAGAAGCAUGCUCAAUUGUGUGCUGAUUUUGGUUGCACCGCACUUGAAUGUGGAUUACCAUCUACCUACACAAGUUGCAAUCAAACUGGGUUCAAGUGUGUCGGCAAAUUGCGAUCCUGUCUUGAAAGCACGAUAGACUUCUCCAACGAUGUCUGUUACAGCCAUUAUUUGACAAAACUGGACAUGGGACAGCGAGGUAGAGAUGUUUGCAAUAAUCCGUGGGCUGGAGGCUUGCCAGGGUGCAUUUAUAAUGAGGCAACGGGCAUGUGUUAUCUCAAAGUGAAUUGUGCUUGCUCCAAAUCAUACGUUGAAUGCGUGGAGACUGGAGGAUGUGCCGACACGAGUAGCAUGCAGUCUUAUGCCCAGCUUUGUGCCUACGAAGGUUUUUGCCUUCGAAAUUACUACACUUGCCUGACAAGUUCAGGCUGUACAAAACCAAGCUAUUUGAAAUUGAACCGAGAGAUCUGUCAGAAAGAGCAAUGCAGCCUUGAAGAAUGCGGCAUUAUCGGAAACGCAGAAUCACCAGUCGUACCGGGUCCACCUGAAUAUGUGUCGUUGCAAUCUUUACCUUCGCGAAGUAUGGGCAUUGCAUGGCAAGAUUCUGAACAAGCUCAACAAUGGGCAAUCAGCGGGUCGAGGAACUAUGUUGUACAGUAUGAAGUUCUGAUAGAGGGAAGCUGCUCGGGCGUUGUUGUGCAACAGAGCGGAAGCAUAGAUUACAAUUUAAUGUCUUGUACACAAUCUUUAUAUCACAAGAACAUCUCCGCGAGAACAAAGGGUUUCGUGUUCCAAGGGAGUUUGGUCAAAGGUACAAUUUACAGAGUCAGUGUUUGGGCAAUCAACUUGGCAGGAAAGGGUUCUUCUCCGCGAGUCAAUGCAACUCGAUUCACUGGUCCACCAGGACAGCCUCCUACUCCAGCCAUCUCGAACAGAAACAGUCUUACUGUGCGAAUGACCUGGAGUCGGCCAAGUGAUACAGGAGAUACUACGUCGCAAAAGAGUUUAAAAGCAUAUUUGUUGCAAAUUUUUGCAAACCCGUCGGUGUACUAUGGAAACAAUAUCACGACUGCAGAGAGCAUUGUGUCGUACGAUUUCAACACUGCUGUUGGGGGAACGUUCACGAAAUGUGCCAAUCAAGGUCAAAUCUGCUACUGUGAGGGAGUAGUGCGCUACGGUGCGGAUGGGCAAUGGUCAGUCCCAUACAUAGCACCAGGUUGGGUUAAUUGCACAGAUGGAGACAUCUUCCCCAUCGUUAUAUGGAAUGCUGCACAUAUCUGUGAAUGCAACUCGAGGGCCGAUAAGCUUUUAGGCACCCUUCCAGAGCCAAUCAUGGCAGGUCAGAGUGUCAGGGGAAGACUAUUGGCGAUCAAUGACAUCGAUGAAGGACCCUUCAGUGAAUUUGCGAGUGUAAGAGCCAUGAGCAAACCAGGGCCUGUGAGAGACAUGAGUGUAACAGCUGCAAGCGAUGGGUUUUUGAUUAGCUGGAAUGCUCCAUCAGACUAUGGAUAUGGGCUAGGUGUGUUCGAAAACAUUUUGCUUGAUUACAGUAUCAAACUUUCGACUUGUCCGGAGGUAAAUUCUGGCAGCACAUGCACAGUCCAGCAAUUUUCUAAAUCACCUGACUGCAAUGGUUUAUGCACAUACAAGAUCCCAGAGCUGAACACGCUGCUUGAGGGAACAGUGUAUUACAUUCUUGUUCAAGCUCAAAAUUCUGCUGGAAUUGGAUUUAUGGAUUUGAAAAGUUUCGUGAGGAAGGCGUGGAAACUAAGAGCGUAUAUCUCAUACCCUGCUGAUCAAAAGUUUCCCCUGCGUGUUGCUCAGUGGGAUGGUCAGAGUUAUGUCUGGAUCGAUGGAAACGUACAAAACAACAUUGCAAUAACGGUUGAGAACUUGCCACUCGCACCCUCCACAACCUAUCUUCCCAUAAAUGUCACUCUUGGGUCAAGGUCCGUAAUUUCUCAGCUCUUUGUAUCAUCAAGGACUAUACUAUCCCAUGUAUCAACAGGGUCAAGCAAUUGCGGAGAUCAGGCUGCCAGUGUACAGUACUCGUACCCCGUCUCAGGUCUGCUGAACUUCUUCCAAGCAACUUCAAGUACAUUGCAGGUGUAUUUCAAUUCUAGUAUGGGUACGGUAACCGAUAUCACUCCUGACGUCGAGGGUACUCUAAGGAUUACAGCAAGAACACCUUUGUUGGCUACUCAAGGAGUCGCUAUAAUCAGUUUCUACCUGCAGGGUUCUCGGCUUCCUUUGACGACAGAUCCGAUCUUCAACUUCAGAAAACAGUACAUCGCCAGCGUGGUUCCCGGGUACGGGUUGAGCAGCGGAGGUACAGCUAUUUCGGUGCUUGCCAUUGGAUUGCUGGAAACUGUCAGCUCGGUCCAGAUGUACUUGAACAACGUGGAAUGCCUUGCGGUUUCAUUCUCACAAAACUCAGACAAAUUGACAGUCGCAGGCAAUACUCCUUCGUCAAGCUCUGCUGGGUAUGUCGUUGUCAAACUGGUUAUCAACUACCAGACUGGAAGCGUACCAUCAACAUUGGAGUUAGCUAACGGUUUCCGCUACUUGAGUGUUCCUCAGCUGCAACUUCCCGAUAAUUUCAUUCAAGUUCUAAAUCAGACAGCAGCGAGCAUUGGCAUCGACAUCACCAAGUCGACGAUCGUCAAGUUUCGCGUAUCAAAUCUUCCCACCCAGACUGGAAGCUUUCAGGUCACUGUCGGCCAAGAGCUUGCAACAGUAAUUUCGUAUACGGAGUGCACAGACCUCUUCAGCUGUCAAGUGGAAAUUCAAAUUUCCACUCCUACUACCUUGGAUGCCGGAUCGUACAGCAUUACUGUGACAGCUUUCAACAGCAUUUACCAGAAUCAGCAAUCAUCGGUCACCAGCACCUUGAAGUUGAAUUUCGUUGAUUAUGCAAAGCCAUUUCUCAUCAGUAUGAGUCCGACUGUGAGUCGCUUGCAAGGGGGUGCAAUGAUAGUAUGUGGAUUCACGAUCCCUGAGGGCAGCAUUUCCAUUACAGUCAAUAUAGGCAACACGAAAGUUGACGACAACAAAGUCAGUUUCUUGAAGUACUCAGAUUGGCUAGUCCCAAAUCUGCAAGAACAAUUCUUAGGAACCGAUUUUAUUUCCAACUUUCUUAGCGGAGCAAGUCAAGAAGACGUCACAGUAAUCAACAGUACUAUUGCGCAACUUUCCCAACUCCAGAUGGGAAGUGCGAUUCUCUUCUUCCGAAGUCGCUCAGCAACGACAACAGGGUUAUUUGACGUCACAAUCAACCUGGGACAACCUUCCUACAACUUGUACAAAACAUUACAAUAUCUUCCUGAUCCUACAGGUGACGUGCAAGCUGAUUUCAUCCCGGUAAGAGGUCUGCCAUAUACCAAAGUUCAAGUUACUCUCAAGAACUUUCAAUUGGUGUACUCGGUCACAGAGCUGAAUGUGACAAUGAGCGCUCAACAACUGCCAACGUCAGACUUGACUCUGCUGAAAAGUGAUUCCACUUCAACAAAGAUGUCUUUGACGGUGCCAAACAUCCUGCCUGGGUUGCGAACGAUCAAUAUUUCGAACAUCGUUCUUCCAUCAUUGGUUGCUUCAUUUGCAUUCACUGUUGUUGAUCCAAAUCCUCCUGCUAUUCAGAGUCAGACAACAGAAAACGUGUACACUGACGGUUUAGAUUCCAUCACUGUCACUAUCCUCAACUUCGGUGACGCGACUGUCGUUAAAUCUGACUUGACUAUUCAAAUUCAAUCCUCAUCCUCUGCUACCUCGACUUCAACGAUAGUCCAGACAUACAGCAUAUCUUAUGAUAGCAACCUGCAGCUUUCCACUGUCACCUUUCAAGCUCCACCGUUUGCUCCGGGUUCUGCCGUUGUUUCAUUGAGCAUAGUCCGUCUGGCCGAUGCGAUCAGUUUUAACAUUCAGUAUGUCGCAAUUCCAACAGGUGAUCCAGUCAUGACGGUUCAACCCUCUCAAGGGAAAGACACAGGAAAUGUUCCAGUGACAUGCCUCUUGACAAACUUCAGGAGAAUUUCGGGUGCAAGUGACUUGAAAGUUUCCUUUGGGAGCGUUGUAUUGAGUUCAUCGCAGCUGACAGUCUCUUCCAGUUUUGAAACUACAAUCGUUUCAUUCUUGACGCCUGAUGUCUCGGCAACAAGUCCGACCCAAGUUACCAUCUCAGUAUAUGCUAUUGGAAGGGAGUCACAGGUUGGCUCAGCAAGCUUUUCCGUCACAAACACUUUAAGGACCACCCUCAAUUUCGUUGAUCCGCCGCAGGUUGUCUUUGCAACCACUCAAGAUACGAAAGUAGUUAUGGUGUCUCUCUCGAAUGUUGGCACGGCAGGGCUCACAGCAAACGAUUUUGAUAUCGUGAAGACGGUUUCCUCCAUGGAUGUUCCUGGACUGACAGCAACAAUCCAGCAGGUGCUCCAAUCGACGACCAAACUUACUGACUUCGAUAUCCUGUUAACAGCUCCAACAAUCCCCUACAACCAGUCGUUUGACGUUUCAUUUGUAAUCUCAUACAAGAAUGAUGGCACUCUUUUGGCUGUGAAGUCUGUUACCUUCACUGUACAAAUCUUACCAAAUGAUAAAAUGUACAUUUCAUCGUUUGAUCCCACGUCAUACUUUACAGAUGGCAAAGUUUCAAUGAAAGUAACUGUACAGAACUUGCCAAGCUCGAUCACAUCUCAGUCUGCAAGUGUUUUUUUGAUCUAUUUCGGCAAUACAAUGACAACAGCCACUUCUGCGACAUUCACUCAGUCGAGUACUGCAAAUAAGUAUACAGGUCAAAUCAAGCUUCGCAUUCCAACAGUACUGGAUCCUUCUACUGUUAAGCCAACCCUGAAGAUUAACAUAACUGGGGAUGUAAUUGAGUUCCCUUCUUCCUUUUCCUACGUCAAGGCUCCGAAUCCAGACAUCACAUCUCUGAAACCAGCUCAAGGAUUUACAAAUACGGAAACAGAAAUCGAAGUGACAAUUAAUCAGUUUGCUGCAAUUGAGAAUGGACUGAGUGACAUUAUCGCGACUAUCACUGAGCUCUCGUGCCAGCUGAUCUCGUAUUCGCAAGUGAAUCCAACUCUUGACAAGUCUCUGAUCCAAGGUUAUAAGAUCAGGCUUCGUACCCCUUGUUGCGUGCCAGAAAUUGUUGCUGGAUAUGCGACAGUGUUUCUUGCACACAGGGACUUUCCAAACAGGUACGCUCUUGCAUCAGGAUCCAACGGGUUCCAGUACAUCGACGCUUCCGCCCCGCGUGUCUCGUCGGUUGUUGGCGAUCUAUCCGGUGCAUUCGUCAAGAAAUACUCAACAACUCCGGUCACUGUGACGAUUGAACAAAUCUUCCAGACCUUCAGCUCAGUUUCUGCUACUCUGAUGGGUGUAGAAGUGCCUGUCCUGGACUUUUCAGGAGACUUCAAUACCGGACAGGCCACUGUGAGACUGUUGAUUCCUAGCUCCAAUCAAUAUGACACUGCUACUGGCGAAAUCACUUUUCCUUCCGGUCUGACGGCAUCGUACACCGUGACAUACUAUGACGAGUUGCUUCCUUCAAUUUUGAAGGCACUGCCAACUUCGGGGACGAUUUGCGGAGGUUUCGUCGUGACCGUGCAGAUUUCUCUCUUUCCAGUCUUGAAUCAGAAGCAGGACGUUCUCAUCAACAUCGGCGACUCCAUUUUUGUCCUGAGUGACAAUGUGCAGUUGGUUUCUUCGUAUUCAUCGCAGACUGACUUGCAAUACUUGUCACCUGCAGUUUCUCAAGGAGUUUAUUAUGUCAAAUUGACACCAUUCCAAUUCCCUCGCAAGUAUGUCGAGUUUUUGUUCAACUACUUGACAGCUUCAGUCUUCCUGAAAUCUAUUUCAAGCACUCAAGUGCAGACGACGGGCGGACAAACAAUCAACAUCGUUAUAUCGAACUUUCCUGUUGUGACAGUCUCUUCAGAGAUUUUGGUAUAUCUCGGAUCCACACCAGCCCAAAAUAUUUCUUUGGUCUCAAGUGUCUGUAGUGAGACCAUUGUGUCAUUCGUUGUGCCUCCCUUGCCUUCUGCUGGAAAUGUUUCAGGCACGAUGUAUCCAAGACGACUUGGAACUGCCGGGGCAGUUGGUUUCAGCGUACUUGCUGUCAAUCCCGUUGCAUUGCAGAUUGUAACUCCAACUCCCACUGAGAUUUGUGCUUGCACGACCUGCACUAAUGUUGUCCAAUAUGUCUACGUGAAGAAUCUUGACCCGAAUGCAGUCAGCAGUGUGUUCUACACAAAGAACCUUCCCUUUGUUGUCACGAAGUAUGAUAACACAACAUUGUUAACAAUUCUACAAGUGACAAUCACCGAGGCUAUUAAGGUUAUUUCCAGUGACAAUAUUGUUGUCACGAGUGGCUCUUUGACCGCAACUGCUGCGUUCCGAGUGAUUGACUGUACGGUUCCUAGACUGGUUUCAAUUUCGAAAUCGACUUCGCUCAACACGGGUGGUUCCAACAUUAUUCUCACAAUCAGCAAUUUCAAACCAUUCAAUUACAACCUUCCAGUCACUGUCAACUUUGGUGGAACUGUAGUGCAAGUGCAAAAUACCGACAUUUGGUCAGCAGACGGUGCUGACAUAACCUCUGCUAGUUCAAUCGCCUUGGCCAAAAUCUCUGUCACAGUUCCAGCUGUUUCAAUCUUCUGGAGCAUUGUGGCCAGUGUCUACCAAAACUCGGUGAAGAUUGUUGAUUUUGAUUUCGAAUUCCAGGCCCCUUGCGACUACGAUGAAGCUUGCGGUUCCAAGUUCCCUGACUUGCUCAAAAUCCAAGCACUAGCGGACUCUGCUACUUGCAACCUUCAAUUCUGUCUGGAUCGAUCUCAAGUUCCCACACCAUUCCUGUCCGUUGUCGAGCCUACUACAGGGCUCACGAGUGGCGGCACGAGUGUGCGUGCGAUUCUAUUUGGAUUUCCUGCUCUGUCACAGCAAGAUGUCACAAUUAUGGUUGGGUCAGCAUCGUUUCCUUCUUACGCCAAGAUCGUUGGGUUCAAGUACCUGACCAGUGAUGGCUUGAAUUCGAAUGUUGAGAUGAACUUCACGAUGCCUCAGGCGCCCAUGGGAGCCACUUCUACCGAUGUUCAGCUCUCCUUUGCUUAUGGCAGACUGACGAAGUCCACUUCCUUUUCAUUCUUGUACAAGACUCCUUUGAGCGGGCCUGCUCUCAUCUUGUUUGCCAGCCCGAAGCAAGCCUUCACCAACGAGCAGAGCUUGUCGUUCAAGGUUGAAAUUGGCAACAUUCCUGUCGUUCCUGCUCCUUUGACCAGUCAAGACGCACUUAGCAAGUUGUACUUAUCAAUUGAUGGUGUAGCAAACUCACUGAUAACCGCCACAUCGAUUAUCAAGUCCGACGCAACCUCCACUCUCUGCACAUUUCAAGUAUCUGCGGUACCACAAGCGGGAAAUUACAAUAUAUCGGUUGGCUACAGUCUCUUUCCUACCACCAGGGCUGGAAGGUUUCCUUUCACUCUGUCUGUCUACCCAGAACCUGUUGCAAGGUCAAUCUAUCCCUUGGAGAUGAGGAAAGGAACUACAACCUCGUUUCAAGCUGCAAUCUGCUAUCUUGGAACCUUAGCUCCUACUGUCUCUAGUACGACAUCAGUACAACCGCAAGGGGCAACCGUCUUGAGCACAGACUCUGCGGAUCCCAGUUGUCCUUUGUCGAACGUACAGUUUUCUUUGACACUGCCUACCUCAGAAUCAGCCCUUUCAACAACUUUCAGGGUUUGUGCAGGAUCUGGACCGACAGCUAAAUGUGCUUCAUUCGCAGUGAAGCUUAUAGACCUCAAUGCGCCCAAAGUCGAUCUGGUGUCGCCCUCGGUAGGGAACGUUGUUGACGUCAUCACCGUCAACGUCUACAUCCGUUACUUCCCCAAGGAUCAAACAAAAGAUUACAGUCUUGCGAGAAUUCAGGGGCAGUUCGGAGAGUCAGUGGUCACUGCCAUCAGUCAUACCACUUCAGCUAGUUCGGGCAUGGACGUGAUUACGUUUAAUGUUGGCAACUUGCGACUCUUUGGCCAACCUUCAAGGUUGCUGAAUGCUUCAGUGUAUAUCAUAGAUUCAUUCAUGGACCCCAUGCCAUUCGAUUUCCUUGUUGUCCGUACUCCUGCUCACCCUACUCCAGUGGAUUCAAGCCAGCUCGGCGGGGGUUCUGUCGUUUUCACGGUGUUCUGGGAUCUUUUCUUACAGCCAACAACUGUCACGGUUACUUUCUCAGGAAUAAACGCCGUCGUCACCAAGAUAGCUGACAACGAAGCUGGUACAAUCUCGAACGUGACUGCAGUCGUUCCUCUUGGCCUCAAGGUUGGCUAUGUUCAGGUCAAGAUCUUGUCAGCAAACAACUUGGGGGAGACAAGCUAUGAAACUUUGUCUUUCGAGAUCUACGAUCCUCCAACGUUUGUCAAUGUUGUUCCCUCUUCGGCUACUGUGGGUGGCACCGUAGGAGCUUGUUCCAUCUGUCUAUCCGACCAGCAGAACGCCGUGGGCAUAUGGAUCUCCAAGGCGCCAGCCAUUCAAGACAUCAGUGAAGUGCAAGUUCAAUUCGGAAGUACGGUCUGUGACAACGUGAAGUGCGCGGUUUUGGAUGCUGUGAGAUGGUCGGAUGGACUCUACAUUUCAUCGUCUGUUCCCCCCCACAGCGCAGGGUCCGUCUCGUUGACCGUUACCUUUCGUGGUCGAGGAGAGGUACCAGCGGGGUUCACAGCAGAUCAAGUCUACGUGAGGGAACAAAGAAGGGCGAUCAGUGGCUUGGUGUUUGAAUAUUACCAACCGUCUGCUGCACUUGUUGCCAUGGAUUACUGUCCCACAUGUGUACCAGGCAAAAUUUGUAUUUCUGGAGGUUUGUGUAGCGACGGAUCAGAACCCAUCCGAUCAUCUGACACAGAUUGUACCUUGCCACUCCGCGGCGGUGGAAUUUUGACUGUCACACUUGAAAAUGCUGUGAUAGAUCAAAGUUUCCAGAUGUCAAUACAAGGAACAUAUUUUUCCGGCAGUGACAUUUUUAAUGUCUUCUCCUCAUCGUCGUCAUAUGUCUUUCAGAUACAACCGAAGCCUUUCGAUAAGACAGGAACUCUAUCCGGAAACAUUGUAGUAUCUGCUUUCUCCACACUUGAUUUCUCAGUCCUCGUUUACGAUCAGCAACUCAUAGUAUAUUGCCGAACUCCCCAAGCUGGGGCGUUAGCCUCUGUGACCUGCCAAGGCCCAGCAGUUGGAUCUGUGUACAUGUACCUGCCUGGGGUGAAUCCUGCAAAUACAGAUAUGCUGAGCAAUUUGAAGGUCGAGUUUGGAGCGAAGGAACCUCGCUCGGUCUCUUGGUACACCAGUGCAAGCUACACGCAAUUGGACGUUAUUGUUGCCUCCCUUCCAACCUUCACUAGAUCGGAACUAUCAGUGAUCGAAGGGAAGGCAAGCGUCCCAAUCAAGGUCUCAUACUUGAGCUCCCCGUCGCUCUUCUACACAGGAUCCUAUGACAUCUACUUCGCUCCUCUUCUCUUGAGCGCGCGCUUUCAAUCGGCGGGAGAUGCUAUCGAAGUGGAAUUCGACCAGCAGACCAAUGGCAAGUCUCUUUCAGCUGACUGUUCAUUCCUAGAUGUCACAGGGCUUGGAUCUGGUUACACGUGUGUCUGGCAGACAACCAAACGUUUGAUUAUCAAGCUUGGUAAAAGUGCAACGAUCGUGCCUGGCGACUUUAUGAAUUUGAAGAACAAUUUCUUGAAGUCGGAGAAUCUUAUUUCCUCGUUUUCUGUCCCUCUGACACAACCUCUCCGGAUAGAACCACCCAAAGUUCAGCUUGUUCCUGGUCCAGGAAUUCUGACAGGACCAGCUGUCAUUGACUCAUGCUCAGCAUUGAGAAUUGUCUUCUCCAUCGCCUCCCCUCGACCUCUCAAGUACACCUGGAGCAGCAGCAACAGCGACAGUCUCAACUCAAUCUUGCUGUUCUUGACUUCAAACCAAAUUUCGAUGCCUGCUGGGACUCCUGCGCUACUGGAGACGAACUUUCAGUAUAAAAUUUCAGUUCAAGCCACAGACUUUCUUGGAGUUCAAUCUGAUACGAAGUUUUUCACUCUUACGAAACAAGCUUCACCUAUCCCAACAGUUUUGAUAGAGGGGAGUACGUCAUACUCUGUGAACGACCCGAUCCUCUUGCGAGGAGAAGCCAAGUUCUCUCUCUGUCAAACUUCCAAGAGUGCCCUUAGCUUCGCGUGGGUUUUGUCGGACACCACAACUAGCACUCAAGUGUCAGAUAAAUCGCAGAUGUACCUCAAACCAGGCACGCAGGCGCCUGGAAAGUAUAAGGUCUCGCUGACUAUGUCGAUGGAUGGAGAUAUCUCUAAAAGAGUUUCGGCGAGUGUAGACAUCAACGUCAAAGCCACACCUCUGUUUUCAAAGAUCGCAUCAGGAACUACCAUCACGAUUUCAACUCUAUCGCAGUUGAAUCUGGAUGCUUCCGGUUCGUACGAUCCUGAUCUGCGCCUCAGUGAGCGCAAGACCGAUGCCCUCCUGAAAUUUGCAUGGACUUGUGUUCUGCAGACGGUCUCUGGAACCCAACUUCCUUGCCUGACCAAAGAUGGCAAUGCAGUCACACUUGAAACAGCGCGAAUCUUAACGAUUGCUGCAGACACACUGACCUCGACAGGGUCCAACUACUUCAUUUUCACUGUCACUGUAUCUAAAACAGGCAAAAUUCCUGCCUCAUCCAGCGUCAACGUGUAUAUGGUCUCUACAAGAAUUCCUUCUGUUGGCAUUCAAACGAGAGACAUGCCUUUUGAUGCAAAGUUGGGGUUGAGUAAAAUCAACCCCGACGCAAGAAUCAACCUCGGAGGUGUCAUCGACGUGCCUGCUAGUCAGAUCAGUCAGUACUCCUGGACCGCGAAUAACGGAAUUUCCUUCACCACCUUGUCUCAAAAUCUUGUUCCCCUCGGAAGCAAUAAAAUCAACUUUGUGCUGCGUUUGGACCUGUCAAGCUCGCCAAUCCUCACUGCUGGGGUCGAAUAUCAGUUCACGCUCAGAGUAACGGACAAUCAAGGUCGAGUUGGCUCAUCUUCCAUCAACCUGCUGGUCAAUCGUCCGCCAAGCUCAGGAACGUGCCAGACAUGUAAAGUAUCAACGUCAACGACAUGCGAGACGACUGGAAUCGCCUACAAGGACUACUUCAGAACUACUUGCUCUAACUGGAUUGACGCCGAUCUUCCCUUGAGCUUCAUGUUUGGCGUCACCAUCAAUGCGAAGAAGCUUGAUUUCAGCCCGUCACCAAUCAACUACCUGGAUAUGGUAUUACCACGAGGACAAGUCGUUGUCACAGCCAAGGUACUACUUCAUGCUUUUCAUAUUUUCUCGUUGACGAUUGCGCAGGUUCUGGAUUCUCUUGGUGCCGCAGCCGAUGCUGGAUCCACUAUGAUCACUAUAUCGAGCAGCGCUGGUCGUCGUCGAUUGCUUGCGGUGCAAGAUGACAUAGGGAACGGAAUGACCGCUUUGAAUGAUGCUUACCAGCUCAAGAGCGCGUCCACGGUGAACCAACUUGUGUCAAACCUCGGGAACACCAUCGCUGGUACAACACUGCAGGCAACGGAUGAGGCCAAGUACCGACAAGAUCUCAUUCUCAACCUCUCGUAUGCUGUUACAUAUGCGGCCCUGACAAAAGACUAUGCUGAAGAGACCAUUCAAGCUGGAGCUAGUGCUAUCCCAACACCUUGUCUGAUCUCAAAUACGACGUUCAAUGGUGCGGUCUCAGUGGCAAAGGCUGCAUCUUCAACGGAUAUGAGUAGAGAUUCCUUCAGCACCACAAUGAAUCAAAACUUUGCGAUCUUCAUGGGAUCGAUUUCAGGCGCCCUCUCGGUCUGCCCUUAUUCUUCUGAGCCUGUAGUGCUCUCCGAGUCGCAACUCAUUCAGUUUCUCAUCGACAGGCACGCGAGCACGUUCCCGAUAGCCGAAGGAUAUGCAAAAGUGAUUGCAGCAGGAGAACUAUACACCUUCACUGGAAAUUCCUUGCACAACUUGACCACAACCAAGGCAAAUUUUCCUCUAGUUGCUACUUCGUUGCAAGUUGCUGCUGCCGGUACUGGGUAUUUCACGGUCCCUCAAUCUCUCUCCCCUUUGCCUAGCAAUGUCUACAAGAUCAUCAUGUUUCAAGGAGUUCGCUCGAACUUGAACAAAGUGUCUAGCAUCGACUUGUUGUCCCAAUCCUCGGUCGCGCUUAUGCUUGCUACUCAAGACUCAAGCACUCAAGCAACAGUAUCGGACCUUACUUCUCCUUUCACAGUUGUCAUCCCUGUAGACCCUCAACUCGUCACAGCUCUUGGUGUUGCUGGGUGGAAAAACAAGUUGUCAUGCGCUUUCUUGGAUCCCACAACCAAACAAUUCAGGUUUCAGGGAUGCAUAGUCUUUGACAGAUCGGACACGUCUGUGACCUGCCGUUGUAAUCACCUCACCGAGUUUUUCGCAGCGUUAGACCCUGCGCUUGCGGACUGCGGAGACAAGAAGAUUAGCCAAAACGAGACGUGCGACGAUGGCAACCUUGUGUCCUUGGACGGCUGCUCCGCAUCCUGUCAAGUGGAGCCUGGUGCUGAUUGCUGGAGGGACCCCGGAUCCGGAACAUACUCAAUUUGCUGUGCUCCAUGCGCACCUGGACAGUACCGUUCUGGCUGCGUCUCCAACACCGUGGACGGAGUAGGCAUUUGCAGCCCAUGCGCGGCAGGAACAUUCAAGCCUGAUCGUGGCAGUUGGGACUCCGUAUGUACUCCUUGUCCCAACGGAACAAGUUCGGUGGCGGGAUCGGCGGUCUGUGGAUCAUCCUGUGGACCAGGCACCUACCCCUCCGGAGCCGAUUGCUUGCCAUGCCCAUAUGGCAAGUACAAGAACACGACAGGGAACUCGAUGUGUCUUGACUGGCCAACGUGCCCACCUGGUUACGAGCUGUACAACGCCUCUGCCUCUGAAUCAGGGUAUUGUAGAGACAUUGAUGAGUGCAAGAAUCAGUCCGACACUUGCAAUAGAGUAUCCGAAGUCUGCGUCAACACCGAAGGGUCAUACAGGUGUGAUUGUGCAUAUGGGUAUGUGAAAGUCAACAACAAGUGCGUCAGCAACUGUGGUGACGGAAUUUACAUCCCCGUGGAGGGAUGUGACGACGGAAACACGAAGAGCGGAGAUGGCUGUAGCAGUUCUUGUACUAUCGAAUCGAACUUCGUUUGCAAGAACAGCAACUCUACACCCAGUGUGUGUACGUGCGUUGCAAACUUUUACAACCCCAAGGAAGGAGCCAAGUGCAGCCGUUAUUGCUCAGCCCAGUACACAUGCCUUGGUCAUGGAAGCUGCCAAGCGGAGGCAGGAUACUGUAUGUGCAAUCGAUAUUACUUUGGGCUUGACUGCUCGACUGUUUUGACACCCUUGGACAGCUUCGAAUUCUACAUCAGCGACAUCAGCAUCUCUUACACCUUCUCUCUUUCAAGUGGCGCGAGCCUCUACUUACCUCCCUUCGCUCUUAGCGGACCAACAACGGUCUCGGGAGAUCUGUACGACAGCAAGGAUCUCCCUCCUGCCAUGCAAGUCGCCGAUGUUGUUCGCUUCGCAGGAGAUGUCGUAGAUCUGCAGCCGGAUGGCAUCAGCGUCAAGGGAGCUGUGCUGGGCCUGAGCGUGAGCCAGCAGGCCCAGGCAGAUGAAGUGCUCAAAGUGUUCACGUUCGAUCGCGACCUUGAGCGAUGGGUUGUGGUCGACGGCAGCGGACCUGACGCUACAGGAAGGGCCUCGGCCACCUUGCAGCACUUCUCGACGUACGCAGCAAUGUUCACCAAAGAUCCGAACAUUGUUGUGGUUCCCUCGAAGCUCGGGUCCGGCAGCAAGGCGGGAGUGAUUGCAGCUGCCAUCAUAGUUCCGAUCUUCUUCAUCGGUAUGCUGGUGCUCGCUUACUACGCUCGCCUCCAGCAGGCUCAGGCAGGCAAGAAGAAGGCAGACGUCGAAGCAGAGGCGCCUUCCGAACCCGUUUACGACAGCUCUGCCCUGCGAUCGAGCGUCAUUCCUCAAGCGAGCACGUUCGACACCUCCGCUGUUGCGCUCCCGGAGAGUUGGAUCAACUGCUCGGCUUGCAACAACCCAGUCAAGUCAACUUGGCCGCGCUGUCCCAACUGUCGCACGGACAUCGCGCAGGCUCCUCGACCCGAGGGCCGCGACCUGGUCGCCACUCUCGGAUACGAUCACCCGGAGAUCAGCGAGGCUGCAGCUGGAGUUGAUUCUGUGUCGGCUGUGUCUGCUCAGACUCUGGUGGAGCAGCAAGGCUUCGGCGGCAUUUGCCAUCAGUGUUCAGCUCCCGUCAAGCUAAGCUGGCCCAGGUGUCCAGGAUGUAAAGCGAAGAUUCAAAGGCCCGGGGAGACGGUGGAGUCGGCGCCAGCGCAGGCGUUCGUGUCGAGCAUGUCGCAGCAGGAUGUGAUGGGUUUCUCUGCCGAGUGCGUCAACUGCAAGGCUCCGGUCAAGCCCACGUGGAAGCGCUGCCCGACAUGCCGCACGCCGAUCAUGAGCGACUCAGCUCCUGCGCCUGCCACUGUGCCGGCCACAAGUGAGGCCCAACAGUACCAGGGAGACACGUUCACGCCAGCACCCGAGGAAGUCACCUUGCCAGGCGACGCCUCAUAA
This is a messenger RNA of Guillardia theta CCMP2712, 16266 nucleotides long. RefSeq lists its product as hypothetical. The record is from RefSeq and is a predicted model, not a curated record. Bases 1 to 16266 code for a protein of 5421 amino acids. Gene Ontology annotation, molecular function: calcium ion binding; protein binding. The transcript is spliced from 16 exons. Lineage: Eukaryota; Cryptophyceae; Pyrenomonadales; Geminigeraceae.